AUGGGUCUGUCUGAGAAUCUGAAGAAAAAUACAGUCGUUAUUCUGGACCAAUCUUUCCCAUUUGACCUCUCCGUUGGAAUUUUCAACACUCCUCUUUGGCUCGAAGACGGGAUCGAUUAUUUCUUCCUCAAGCUUGAAGAUUCCAUCGGCUCCACCGGCAUCGUUGAAAUCAAGGUCUCAAGGGCUGGUUGCGAAAGAGCUCUAGAAACUGACAAGGAUGUUUCUCAGCGACAAAGUCUCAAGGUCGUCCAAUCGAAUUUCAUCAUCAAGGAUUUGAGAGAAGAAGAAUUCGAAUCGGCAGUUGUUCAGUCGACAAAAUCGAUUUAUUCCGCUUUUAACGCUGUUGGAAACAUCAAAAAGGUUGAAUUCGUCGGUUUCAUCAAUACGACUUCUGAUGAAUUUUGUGAGGACUGCAUCAUUCUCGAUUAUGUUCUUUCUUUUUACGAGACGAAAAUUGCCGAAGCAGAUGGAGAUUUUGAUAAAUUACUGCAAACCGGCAUGGUUUCUGCUGCAGAGAUUUUGAGAGCACUUUCUGGAAAGAAAAUUUUUAUCAGCCAAACGAUCAAGCCCGAGGAUCAUCCAGAAGUCUCGAGAUUUAUUCAAGCUCUCUUUGCCAUCGCGAUUUUGCAAGUUCUUUACCUUGUGAAGGUUCUUUUUCUCGCCACUCCUUCGAAAACUGUCGUCUGGAAAGCAACUGUAGCAGUGAUAACAGCGCUGACAACUGUCCAGAUUUAUUUUGAAGGAGAGACGUUUUUGAACUACUUGAGCGGGGAAGGAUUGAUGUUUAGCCCGGAUCCGAUGGUGGUUGGAUUUAUGGCUUAUUUACCAGUUGUGCUGACGAUUAUUUUGGCUCUCAGGGUUUAUUUCGUCGUCAAAUUUAAAAGAGAGUGGAACAUCGACGAAAUCGACAAGUUAUACCCUGCACAAACAGUCAUUCUCCUCCUCAACCUUCUUUUUCAUGAUGUCCCGGAACUUGUUGUCCUGUAUUUUUUCUACACUCGCUACAAACCUCAAUCAUUCGACUUGCGAAUCAGCGCCCUCAUUCCUCAAGCAAUCGCUCCCUUCGCCGCCUUUCUCGUCACUGCCCUUCAAAUCAAAGACCUUAUUCAAUAUCAAAAAAGCUUCAAGCUGAGUAAGACCAAACUCCUCGUGAAUCUCACGCUCUUGCCGAUUAUUCUCGUGACUCCAUGCCUCAAAUCUGCUGUGCUUAUUUCCACCCUAUUCACUCAACUAAUGACUUUUACGACUGGAGCUACUUUCGACCCGAAACAGCAGAUUUUGCACGGAAUUGAUUUCAACUCGAUGAAUGUUUCAAAAAUUCAAAAUGAAUAUGAUGAACAGGUCAUUCAAGGCUUGGAGAAAUCCGUUAUCAAAGAAAUGUUUAAGCCCAGGCAAACCAACUGCGUCGAAAUCUCCCUCAAUUUCCUCGGAAAAACUGAUUUUGUUGAAAUCAUAAGUCGCCCAGAUCCAUUCAAAGAAAACUGCAUCAACGAUCUAGAAUGGGCGUUUCUCCUUGUUGUCCCCAUGUUCAUUUUCGGAAUCAUUUCGCUGCUGACUUUGGUGAUAAUUAUAUCCGCUCAAUUUGAUUUGAAAAUUAUGAAGAAGUUCAAUUAUGCUCAAAAACUCAAGGAUUCGUUGGGACUUCAUUCUUUAAUUGCCGAAAGAAUUACAAACAUGGACGAUCUCCUUAACAAUUUAUCAUCAGAAAUAAAUGACGAUUGGGCGGAAGAUCCUUUAAUCAAAGACCUGGUAAAAGAAGACCUAAUUUCUGAUGAGACUUUGGUUAACAAUGUUGAUCGCUUUAGGCUCAUCGUAGCAAAAAUCUAUUUGACCAACCCAAAAAGAUUUUAUCACAUUGUUUAA
Messenger RNA from Oikopleura dioica, 1863 nucleotides. The record is from the annotation of a GenBank genome assembly. NCBI's taxonomy places the organism in Eukaryota, Metazoa, Chordata, Appendicularia, Copelata, Oikopleuridae.